AUGCGCGCCUCUCUGAGCUUGGCGGCUGUGUAUGCCGCAGCCACGGCCAGCGCCUUUCAGGGGUUCAACUACGGAUCUACCUUCAUCGACGGUAAAGCGAAAGCACAGUCAGACUUCGAAUCCGAGUUCAAGACCGCAGCUAGCCUCGAGGGCACCAAUGGCGCCUUCACGUCCGGUCGUCUCUACACCAUGGUCCAGGGAGGAAGCACUAACGAUGUCAUCUCUGCUAUUCCCGCCGCCAUUUCCACAAAGACGACUCUUCUGCUCGGUCUGUGGGCCUCCGCCGGUGAUGCUGCUUUCGCCAACGAGCUUGAGGCACUGAAGAAGACUGUCUCGCAGUAUGGAAGUCAGCUGAAUGGCCUGAUUGCUGGUAUCUCUGUCGGUAGCGAAGACCUCUACCGCCACUCGCCUACCGGUAUCGCCAACGGCGAAUUCUCCGGCGCCGAACCCAGCAUUCUCGUCAAGUACUUUGAGCAAGUCCGAGAGGUCAUCAAGAACUCGCCCCUGAGCAGUGCUCCUAUCGGUCACGUCGACACAUGGACCGCCUGGGUUAACGGCAGCAACAAGGCGGUCAUCGACGCCUGCGACUGGAUUGGAAUGGACGCUUACCCCUACUUCGAGGACACCAAGCCCAACUCCAUUUCUGACAGCAAGGACCGCUGGGCCGAAGCUUUGGCUGCCACCCAGGGAGCUGUUGGUGGAAAGCCCGUUUGGGUCGCUGAGACUGGUUGGCCCGUCAGCGGCAAGACUGUUGGUGCUGCCGUUCCAUCUCUCGAGAACGCAAAGAAAUUCUGGAAUGACGUCGGCUGCCCCAUGUUCGGCAAGACAAAUGUCUGGUGGUACACAUUCCAGGACUCUUCUCCAACAACACCCAACCCCAGCUUCGGUGUUAUUGGCUCGACCUUGACCACCAAGCCUCUCUACGACCUCUCAUGUGACAGUGUCAGCUCUAGUUCAUCCGCAUUGGCCUCGGCCUCCUCUACGAACACUGCUGCCACUGCUACGGGCACUGCUACAGACGGUGCUUCGCCUUCUGCCUCUCAGAGCUCCGGCUCCGGCGGUGGCUCCGGCGGAGGUUCCGGCGGAGGUUCCGGCACUGGUGGCCCCGGUACUAAUGGCACCGUCAGCGUUCCAACGACGGCACCGACGGUUGUCCCUGGUAGCAGUGCAACCACGACGACCUUCAGCGUUGUUGUUCUGGCUGGAGCGAUUGUUCUCGCCAUGUUGUAA
Colletotrichum phormii is the source of this 1230-nucleotide messenger RNA. RefSeq names its product glycoside hydrolase superfamily. The coding region runs from base 1 to 1230 and encodes 409 amino acids. Gene Ontology annotation, cellular component: fungal-type cell wall; cell surface; extracellular region. The transcript has 2 exons. Gene Ontology annotation, biological process: carbohydrate metabolic process; cell wall organization. Gene Ontology annotation, molecular function: glucan endo-1,3-beta-D-glucosidase activity. NCBI's taxonomy places the organism in Eukaryota, Fungi, Ascomycota, Sordariomycetes, Glomerellales, Glomerellaceae. The record is from RefSeq and is a predicted model, not a curated record.